AUGAAGGGGAUCCUGCGGUACUUGCGUGGCACCCUCGACUUCGGGCUCCUUCUACGCUGGUCCUCGACCAUGGAGCUUCGUGUCUACACCGAUGCCGACUGGGCGGGCUGUCCCGACACGCGUCGGUCCACCUCGGGCUAUGCCUUGUUCCUCGGGGACAACCUCGUCUCCUGUUUGUCCAAGCGCCAGCUGGUCGUCUCCCGCUCCAGAGCCGAGGCCGAGUAUCGCGUCAUGGUCUACCUCUCCACCUACCCCGUCCAACACCAGUGCACGAAGCAUGUCGAGAUCGAUCUUCACUUCGUCCGUGAACGAGUAGCCUGUGGAGCUGUUCGCGUUCUUCACGUGCCGACCACCUCCCAGUUCGCCGACAUCUUCACCAAAGGGCUUCCGUCGACGGUGUUUGCGGAGUUUCGGUCCAGGUUUCUUGUACACACAACUCUCUCUCUCACUGCCAUUAAUGUCAACGACUCCGUCACCAAGAGCAAGUUUGACAACUUGUAUGGUUGCCGCCACUCCCUCCCUGAUGGUCUGAUGAGGGCCACAGACGUUAUGAUUGCUGGCAAGGUUGCCGUGGUCUGUGGAUAUGGUGAUGUUGGCAAGGGCUGUGCUGCUGCACUCAAGCAGGCUGGUGCCCGUAUCAUCAUUACUGAGAUCGACCCCAUCUGUGCCCUCCUGGCUCUGAUGGAGGGUCUUCAGGUCCUUACCUUAGAGGAUGUUGUCUCUGAGGCUGACAUCUUUGUUACCACCACCGGCAACAAGGAUAUCAUCAUGGUUGACCACAUGAGGAAGAUGAAGAACAAUGCCAUUGUCUGCAACAUUGGCCAUUUUGACAAUGAAAUUGAUAUGCUCGGUCUUGAGACCUACCCUGGUGUCAAGCGCAUCACCAUCAAGCCCCAGAUUGACCGCUGGGUGUUCCCUGAGACCAACACUGGCAUCAUUAUCCUUGCAGAGGGCCGUCUGAUGAACCUUGGGUGUGCUACUGGCCAUCCUAGCUUUGUCAUGUCCUGCUCAUUCACUAACCAGGUCCUUGCCCAGCUUGAGCUGUGGAAGGAGAAGAACUCUGGCAAGUAUGAGAAGAAGGUAUAUGUGCUCCCCAAGCACCUUGAUGAGAAGGUUAAUGCUCUCCACUUGGGCAAGCAUGGUGCCAAGCUCACCAAGCUCACCAAGUCCCAGGCUGACUACAUCAGGGUGCCGAUCGAAGGUCCCUACAAGCUUGCUCACUACCGGUACUAGGCAGCCCAGCACGACAGGCAGCUUAUUCGGUCGGUACUGUGCUAUGAAGCUUGCUACACCGGCCUGCCAGUUAGUCUUUUGCAUGCAUAUAUGCAUUAUCAUAUAGACAGUCGCGCGAUGUUGUCGCUUGAGACGAGGGGGAAGCGAGAAGGGUAGGAACUGCUUGCUUUUGCUGAAGAAUAAUGUGUAAUUGGCUGGGACCUGGGAUGAGAUGAUGUUCGUUGCCACAUACAGUUUUCCCUUUGUUGACUGACUCUACUUGUAUGA
Messenger RNA from Zea mays, 1500 nucleotides. Its product is annotated as adenosylhomocysteinase. The record is from RefSeq and is a predicted model, not a curated record. Gene Ontology annotation, molecular function: adenosylhomocysteinase activity. Gene Ontology annotation, cellular component: cytosol. NCBI's taxonomy places the organism in Eukaryota, Viridiplantae, Streptophyta, Magnoliopsida, Poales, Poaceae. Bases 1 to 1233 code for a protein of 410 amino acids. The transcript has 5 exons. Gene Ontology annotation, biological process: L-methionine cycle.